Messenger RNA from Centrocercus urophasianus (Greater sage-grouse), 2588 nucleotides. RefSeq names its product phosphatidylinositol glycan anchor biosynthesis class Y (gene PIGY). NCBI's taxonomy places the organism in Eukaryota, Metazoa, Chordata, Aves, Galliformes, Phasianidae. Bases 51 to 281 code for a protein of 76 amino acids. The record is from RefSeq and is a predicted model, not a curated record. The transcript has a single exon.
GGAAGCGGCCCCCGGCAGAGGGCUCGGAGCAGCCGUGAGGCGACACGCCGAUGGCAGGAGGCGGCCUGCUCCCCUCCCUGCCCACGCUGACCGUGCUCGUUCCUCUCCUGUCCCUAGCGGGCUUGUUCUACUCGGCCAGCGUGGAUGAAACCUUCCCUCAGGGCUGCACCAGCACCAACAGCUUGUGUUUCUACAGCCUCCUGCUUCCUGUCACGAUACCGGUUUAUGUGUUCUUCCACUUGUGGACUUGGAUGGGAAUUAAGCUUUUUAGGCACAAUUAGCACAGUGCCUCUGCUAACCCCCUUCUCUAGAGCAACGCAGUUUGUUUAAUUUAGCCAGGUCUCACAAUUGAUCUGAAACGUCUGUUGUGGCACUGGUGACUGUCAGCAUUUGCCUGGUGGUGUCUGAACUCUAUGCAGUCCUCUGCAAUAAACCUGUUACUUAAUUAAUGCAAAGGAAGAGAAGGAGGAGGAAUAACAAACAUUAUUUCUUUCUAGUGUAUCUCUUCAAGUUCUGCGUCUCUAGUGGCUACUGAAAAUGUACUAGGGGGUAACCAUCUGUGCUAGACAACUGCACCCUGACUGAAAUAACAUCAAAUAAUAAGCAGUGGCAACAUGGGGUGAUACGAAUCUCUCUUUGGUUCAUAAGCUUUGAUACUGUUUGCCUUGGCCUGAUGUAUUGAAAUGCAUUUGUCUUAGUGUCAGAGGAAUGUAAAAUAAAUUAGCUUAAUCUUUGAUAACAGGCCUUGAGUUGAAGGAAGAAUGUUGUUUGGAUACUCUAGAUAUGUGUCAAGUAUCUUUCUCCUUAACAUUAUCUCCUUCUUAGUAGAGAAGGAACAGAAGGUUCUGCUGAAUACUUCAGCUUUCCCUGUUCCCGUUUACAGCAACGCUAGAGAAUGGAGUGACGCAGUGUCCUGUAACUGCUGAAAAGAAUCAGAACUGCAGUACUGUGUUGGAAACGUUGCAGGUCUCAGCCAGUGUCUACUGGCAAGAAAUUAACAAAGCAAUUACACUGAUCAGGCUGCUGCUGCACAAAUAAUGCUGGGAUUCAUGAAAGACAUACUGGAGGGCUUACUCGAGGUAAGCACAGUUAUCUGUCAGGGCUCUUUGUGCUAUCAAUGGAGAGGGGUUCAUGUAGUGCAUAGUACAGAGCACAGACCUUAUUGCCUAUGUUUUAAAAAAAACGACACCUUUUUCAGCUGACACAGUGAGAAAGAAAAAAGCAAAGGUAGCUCUAGAAGCCAUUUGUGAAUCUUCUUCUAGAUGUAUAUGAAGGAAAAGCUCUGACAACUUGCUGGCAAGAAGGCUCACUUGGGAAGAACCAGAAUUGGGUAAUGUCUCGCUCCACAGGCGCAAUACCAAACAGCCCUCGUGUCAGUGACUGAGAACACAGGCACCUGGUCCCUGGGCUGAGCUCAGCUCAGCUCUGGGCAGGGAACCAGGUGACCGGAUUCCAUGUCAGCCAACAAAUUACUUUUGCAGGAAAGGGCUGGCACUGCAAUACCUGCUGGCUACCAAAACCUUUGCACAGGGGAAACCACAAAUAAAAUCACAGAGAAACAGCAGCGUUAUAAUCAGCUUUUCCUCCCUCCUGGGGGCAUUAUUCUUCCUUUUCCUCCAGGCAGCAUCACCAUGAGAGAACCAGCUUUUUUUGGCCAUGUCACUUGCUGGCCUCUAGUGCUGGCAAGAAAGAUCUGUCCACCAGGUUUUUCAUGCACAGCAAAUUAGCCUAGUAAAGUGAAUCUAGCAGUAACAGUACUGGAAUUUGCCAAUUGACUGGUUUCCUGAGCAAUCCUAUUACAUUAUUCCAAAGCAACUUCACAGUAAAUAGAACUGCCAAUUGCAUUUAAAUUAUACCCACAAUACUUAUUAACUACCUGGAAUAUGAAUGUAUGAUACUGCUCUCCUGAUUUACUUACAUCCCCAGCAGAACUUUCUUACAGUACUUCAGAACGCUGCAGUAAUAGAUUUAGAGCUGAAGAAAAAAUACAUCGUUUGAUGUCUUACGUUUAAGAGAUGUGUGAAUUGGCUGUUGUUCGCAUUUCUUAAAUGAUUCCAGAUGUCAUGCAGGAGGCAUUCUCUUCUGACAGGAAAAAUCCACUGUUUGUGAAAUACGCUGUUUAAGACUGGAUGCUGAAGAAUAAAAUAACUAUUUGUUAGAAGUGUGCUUCUCUGUUCUAAAUUGAGAAGGAGAAAAAGGCCAUACUUACAAUGUUGAAAUAUGAAGACAGUCUGUUGCAUUCUAAAAGAUGAAUCGCCAGCUUGUGCUUCAUGUUAAAAAUGCAGGGAUAUUUAAUCAGCACCGUCAGCUGAAAUUACAAAGAUGAAAAUAAAAGGUCUGUUGAUUUUCUCUUGCAAAAUCAGAUUUAAGGGUAUGUAGAGAGACUGAACUGCCAUCCUGCAUUUCUGAAACAUGCCUUUGAUGUGUAUUUGUAUGCUAUACCAAUAGAGGCACGCUUUAUAAAAGCAGGUUCUAAACAUUUCAAUGCGUGGGAAACCCUGUCAGAGAAACAUCUGAAAUUUUGCAGAACUGUCUGUGCAGACAUUUGUGUUACAGUACCUCGGGAAUAAAAUAGAAAGUUAUUUUAA